This is a messenger RNA of Amblyraja radiata (thorny skate), 954 nucleotides long. RefSeq names its product heat shock protein family B (small) member 7 (gene hspb7). Gene Ontology annotation, cellular component: nucleus; cytoplasm. The record is from RefSeq and is a predicted model, not a curated record. Gene Ontology annotation, biological process: heart development. The transcript is spliced from 3 exons. NCBI's taxonomy places the organism in Eukaryota, Metazoa, Chordata, Chondrichthyes, Rajiformes, Rajidae. Bases 151 to 678 code for a protein of 175 amino acids.
UCAGUAUAUAAGCCAAGUAGAAUAGCUGCUGCAGUACAAAGGGCGACUGGGACUUCAGGAGCUUGUACCAGUGUCGAGGGCGGACGGAGAGAGAGGGGAAACGGAUUCGGUCGACUCUUCCCGAUUGAAGGUCUGUCCCAUCUGCCUUCCAUGAGUGCAAGGUCUUCCCCCGCCUUCAGAUCUGAGCAGCGUUUUCGCCAGAACACCACCACCUCCUCUUCCUCUUUCGCAUCUGCCCCGACCGUGGGGGACCAGUGCAUGGAUAAAACCAGGGGUCUCUUCGGGGACGAGUUCGAGAAGUCCUCAAUCCUCCACGGCAGCUUCCUGAGGCCACGGAAUGAGCAGAAGGGAUUCACAGGUCGCCCAGGGAACAUGGGCAACGUGAAGACUCUGGGGGACAACUACCAAUUCACCGUGGAUGUGAGCGAUUUCUCACCCGAGGAUAUUAUCGUCACCACGUCCAACAAUCAGAUCGAAGUCCACGCGGAGAAGCUUGCCGCAGACGGGACGGUGAUGAACACGUUCACCCACAAGUGCCAGCUGCCGGACGACGUGGACCCCACCUCCUUGACCUCGGCCCUGGGCAACGACGGCAUGCUGACGGUCAAGGCCAAGCGGCACCCCGCCAAGCACACCGAGCACGUCCAGCAGACGUUCAGAACUGAGAUUAAGAUCUGAGGGGAAGGUAGACAAAAAUGCUGGAGAAACUCAGCGGGUGAGGCAGCACCUAUGGAGCGAAGGAAUAGGUGACCUUUCGGGUCGAGACCAGAGUGAGUCCCAUUGGAGGAGCAGCACCUCAUAUUUCGCUUGGGUAGUUUACGCCCCAGCGGUAUGAACAUUGACUUCUCCAAUUUCAGGUAGUCCCUACUUUCUCCCUCCUUCCCCUCCCCUCCCCAGCUCUCCCACAGCCCACUGUCUCUGCCUCUUCCUUUCUUCUUCCCGCCCCAUCCUUCC